Merops nubicus (carmine bee-eater) is the source of this 944-nucleotide messenger RNA. RefSeq names its product C1q and tumor necrosis factor related protein 2 (gene C1QTNF2). The transcript has 4 exons. Bases 90 to 944 code for a protein of 284 amino acids. Gene Ontology annotation, molecular function: protein binding. The record is from RefSeq and is a predicted model, not a curated record. Lineage: Eukaryota; Metazoa; Chordata; Aves; Coraciiformes; Meropidae.
GCGACCUGCAGCAAAACAUCUGCUGGAAGUCCUGUAGGGUUCCAGUGCCUGCCAAGAUCUCACUGAAGAGAUUAAGCCUUGGCUGCACCAUGAUCUCCGCCGUCCUGCUCCUCUGGACCGUGCCCUGCGUGGCAAACCACAUCCUGGGGGGCUUUGCGAAGGGAGAGCAGCAGGAAGGUCCCCAGCUGGCGUGCAGCCUGCCAGGACCCCCUGGGCCACCCGGCCCCCCCGGCGCUCCCGGGGCUCCGGGGACAGUGGGCAGGAUGGGCUUCCCGGGCAAAGAUGGCAAGGAUGGCAAGGAUGGGGAUAAAGGCGAGCACGGCGACGAAGGUCCACAAGGCAGGACAGGAAACCCUGGCAAGCCAGGACCGAAGGGGAAGGCAGGAGCUGUUGGCAAGGCAGGUCCACGAGGGCCCAAGGGCUUAAAGGGGAAUCCUGGAAAAAAUGGGGCACCGGGGAAGAAAGGGCCCAAAGGGAACAAGGGUGAGACUGGGAUGCCAGGGCCCUGCACCUGCAACACCAACAAAGCCAAAUCUGCCUUCUCCGUGGCAGUCUCAAAGAGCUACCCACGGGAAAGGCUGCCCAUCAAAUUCGACAGGAUCCUGAUGAACGAGGGAGGACACUACAAUGCUUCCAGCGGGAAAUUCAUAUGCAGCAUCCCAGGUAUUUACUACUUCACGUACGAUAUCACUUUGGCCAACAAGCAUCUGGCCAUUGGCUUGGUCCACAACGGCCAGUACCGCAUCAAGACUUUUGAUGCCAACACUGGGAACCACGACGUUGCCUCUGGAUCAACCAUCCUUUCUCUGAAGCAGGAGGAUGAGGUAUGGCUGCAGAUCUUUUACUCAGAACAAAAUGGGCUCUUUUAUGAUCCCUACUGGACAGACAGCUUAUUUACUGGCUUCCUGAUAUAUCCUGAUCAAGACUAUCUCAAUGAAAUAUAG